AUUUAGCAGAUCCUACAACAUUUCCUAUUCCUGGAUUUAAGACUGUAUAGAAGCAUGGCCUAGUUAUGGAAUAAAUGCAAAGUGUAAUGAUAAUAAUGUCGAAGCUAAACGUUCUCAUCGGAUUUGUGCUUCUCUGGGUUGGAUUGAUUUCUAUUUCAGGUGUAAAGGGCAAUUGUGCUACCGACUGCACUGCAUCAGAAUGCUGUUACGAUGCCAUACCAGUUCCAUUAGGAGACGUAGGUGGCAUAGAGCCUGUACAAGUCUGCUAUACCAGUGGAAGUACAGUGAACUACACCUGUACCGGGAAUCUAAGAGGCCCCCCUAACCAGAUUUGCAACAAUGGAGCAUGGUCUUAUCCAUUCGCUCCAACGUGUGAAGGUGUGACUUCAUGCCCGCAGCCUACGGUACCAUCAGACGGCAGUAUAAAUCCGGAUGAAGCUAAAUAUGAUCUAUAUACACGGAUCUAUUACGCCUGCAACGUAGGUUUUUCACUGGUAGGUCCCGACGAAGCCGUCUGCGAAUCGGGUGGGACAUGGAACCCUUCUACGACACCUUCCUGCGAAGCAAGUUGUGACAAACCAACUUUAGCAAACGGAUACGUUGAUCCUGAUAAAACAUCUUAUAUGAAUGGAGAGGUACUCAACUAUGAGUGCAAUACAAAUUAUACACUGGUCGGAGUUUCUACAACAGCUUGCCGCAAUGGGGUCUACGAUCCUUCAACGUUACCAACCUGCUUCAGUAUGUGUAGUCCACGUGUGGUUGAAAACUCGGACUACAAUGUGCAACAACCACCGGUCGACCACGCCUCCACGAUUACGAUAGAAUGUGACCAUGGAUACUCAACCGGAACCGGUACCGACCAAGACUUGACAUGUAAUGACGGCAAUUUUAACGACGAUCCGCCAGUAUGUUAUGAGAACUGUCCACCACUGAGUGCAACAUUUGACAACGGUGUUCGUUCUGGAGACACUACACCUUUCUACCACGAGGAACAGGUGUCAUACCGUUGUAACACUGGCUACAGCUUGGUUGGUUCCCCCGUCAUUACAUGUAACGAUGGCGAAUGGACUGAUGACGAACCUGUCUGCAAAGAAAAUUGUGUUGUGGACGAGGUGCCUUAUUCCGAUUAUUCAGCUGGUAGCACGGUUAUACACGGUACUAUUUUUAAUGUAACUUGCGAUAACGGCUAUUCAACGGGUACAUCAAGAGCGACAGAGCUUUCUUGUGAUAAUGGUACCAUAUCUCCAGGACUUCCUACAUGUUACGGUUCAUAUUGA
Molecule: messenger RNA, 1277 nt
Organism: Lytechinus pictus (painted urchin)
Lineage: Eukaryota; Metazoa; Echinodermata; Echinoidea; Temnopleuroida; Toxopneustidae
Product: coagulation factor XIII B chain-like
Exons: 9
Coding region: 75-1277 (400 amino acids)
Source: RefSeq, a predicted model, not a curated record